CGAACGCGUUACUGUCGUGUGUGUUUCGUAGACGUAUUUUCGCGUGUUCGUGUGCGUGUGUGAAAGUGUCAGUCUGUGGAUAAAAUGUUAAGAUUGUUGGAGAUUUUCAUUAUUCAUGUGUUGGUCCACUCUGUCACCAGUCCUGACCCAGAUUUUCCAUCAGGGCAGCUGAGAGGUAUAUCCCUGACGGGGGCCAUCAGGGUGCCAGGCCCCGACGACCCGGUAGACCCCAACAUCAGUUUUGACGAGGAGGGCCCCGACAAGUUCCCCGCCUUCGGACUCCUCCCGGGGGCCAAUGUCUCCACUUCCUACUCCUCGUACCUCCCGGACACCAUGACCGCCCCCCUGGCAGUCACCGCCACGGCCAGGAUCCGCGGUGGAGGCGGUGGUUACCUCUUCGCCGUUGUCGACCCGAGCAAUCAGGUUGUACAGUUCAGUCUGCAGGUCACUCCCAGAGACCAGAACACGUCAGAGAUCGCUCUCUACCUGGGCGACUCCUCGGGUCCCCUGGCCAGCUUCGCGGUUCCCUCGGACUUCGCCGUGUGGACCAGGGUAGGCCUGGCGGUUACAGACACCUCCGUCUCGUUGUUCUUCAACUGCCAGCUGUCCGCGACGGUACCAGUACCACGGCCUCCACAAGUGACGUUCGUCCCGGGGUCUACCCUGUACGUCGGCCAGGCGGGUCCAGCACUCGGCGGCCAUCUAGAUGUGGUGAUUCAAGAACUUACAGUGUCUCAGUCUACAGAUCUGGCGGAGAAACAGUGCAAACCUUUGGACGUCACCAGCUUUGAUAAGGGUUUCGGCGAAGGUUCAGGAGACGACAUCCCUCCUGAUGAAAUAGACGUUACACCUGAAGAUCCAAAUGGAGACCAAGGGUUGCCAUGGGAAGGGAGUGGGACGCCUCCUCUUCUACCCCCGCCACCACCAGGAUUCACCGGAAUGAAGGGGCAAAAGGGAGAAAGAGGAGAGCCUGGACCUCCUGGCGAAUCAAUAGAAGGUCCUCCAGGUCCACCGGGACCUCCCUACAAUCCUAGAGGAACAUCAGGACUUCCUGAGUUUGGUUCAGGUGAUGAUGGGUUCCUGCCCGCUGGAGGAGUAGUUGGGCCUCCAGGACCUCCUGGGGAGUGUUCCUGUAACAUUACGGAAGUCCUGAAGAACUUCAACCUUCCAGAGCCUGUACAAGGACCUCCAGGGACUGACGGGAAGACGGGCGCACCUGGAAUGCCGGGAUUGUCGGGUCCGGUGGGCGAGAGAGGAUUGCCAGGACCCAAAGGAGAAAAGGGAGACCGAGGAGAUGAAGGUCCUAGAGGUCCUGAGGGAAUCCAAGGACCAAAAGGAGACCAAGGCCUACAAGGACUCCCGGGAACUCCUGGCAGCCCAGGUCCUCCAGGACCUCCUGGCAGAGCAGAGGGAACCUACAAUAUGGACCCGAGUUGGAAGCCACGCUCCUUGUUUAAGGAGGUGAUCACAGGAGCCGGCCUAGACUCAGGCAGACCAGGCAGUCCUGGACCUAAGGGAGAACCAGGGAUAGAUGGAGUCCCAGGUGUCCCUGGAGAGAGGGGACUCCCAGGAAGCAAAGGGGACCGAGGACCUGCAGGUGCCAAGGGCAACAAAGGUGACAAGGGACAUGCAGGGUCCCAAGGCACUAGAGGGCAGAAGGGAGAACCUGGGAAAAAUGGGAAAGAUGGACUUCCAGGAGUGUCAGGGGAAAACGGGAGACCUGGGGGAAAAGGAGAGAAAGGUGACUUAGGUCCUGCUGGACCCCCAGGCCCUCCUGGUAUAAUACAGCCUGGAGAUGGAAAAGUGGCGACAACUGCUAUGGGUGCUGGUCAGAAGGGAGACUCAGGAACUAAGGGGGACAAGGGAGAAAAGGGAGCCAAAGGUGACAAGGGAGACCAAGGACCCGUGGGACCCUCAGGCAUUCCUGGAACACCAGGUUCUCAGGGAGUAGCAGGGGAGAAGGGAGAUAUGGGAGAGGAAGGAAGUCCCGGACCCUCAGGACCUCCUGGUCUGAAAGGGGAACCCGGAGAGAGAGGACCUCCAGGUCUGUUGGCACCAGGAACAUUUGCUCCCAUCAAGGGAGACAAGGGGGACCCGGGCAAACGAGGAAGAAGAGGCCGGCCUGGACCCCCAGGACUGGCGGGAGCCCCUGGAAAACCGGGACCUAAGGGCGAGAUGGGUCUUCCUGGAUUUAUGGGACUUCCCGGAAGACCUGGAGUGCCUGGAGAGAUUCAUCCCGGAUGUAAGGGAGAGAAGGGAGAACCUGGACAACUGCUUGAUGUCUAUGGAAACUCGGUGACUCUGAAGGGAGACAAAGGAGAGCCUGGGAGAGACGGAGCAGCUGGUCCCCCGGGUCCUCCGGGUCCAGCACUGGGUCCCGGGUCACACUACGUACCCAUACCCGGACCACCCGGCCCUCCAGGCCCUCCUGGGAUGCCGGGAGUCUCAGUUCAAGGAGAGAAAGGAGAACCAGGAGAAUCAGGAAGAAGUUUUGGGGAUUCCACCGGAACACAAGGUCCGACUUCCUAUCCGUCUCCAACAUUGGGCACAAUCACUGGAUCGGUGACCUUCAAAAACCUUGAGGAAAUGGCACGUAAAGCAAACGUUAGUCCAGUUGGGACCCUCGCUUAUAUAUUAGAAGAAGAAGCUCUACUGAUAAGAGUCAACAGAGGUUGGCAGUAUGUGUUGAUGGGCCAGGUGAUUCCAGUCAAUGCUGAUUUCCCAACCCCCGUCACAACUACAACCACUGAGAAAUCUCAUCCUCCGUUUGAGGCCUCCAACUUGUUAAACAAUGUUCCAACUCAGUUGGACGGACCCGUGCUGCGCAUGGCUGCACUCAACGAGCCCUACACCGGAGGCAUGAACGGACAGCGGGGAGCCGAUUAUUCCUGCUACAGACAGGCGAGACGUGCAGGUCUGCGCGGGACGUUCCGGGCAUUCCUGUCAUCCAGGAUACAGAACCUGGACUCUAUCGUUCGAUUUACAGAUUGGGACCUGCCUGUUGUCAAUAUUAAGGGAGAUGUAUUGUUCAACUCCUGGAAGAGUAUCUUCACUGGUGACGGAGGCUUCUUCGCACAGCCUCCAAGGAUAUACUCCUUCAGUGGGAAAAACAUUUUAGCAGACCCUUCAUGGUCUAAGAAGUACGUGUGGCACGGCUCCCUAGUGUCAGGAGAGAGAGCCAUGGAGCUGUACUGUGAUGCGUGGGACUCGGGCAGUUCUGAGAGGUUAGGUUUGGCCUCUCCAUUGCUGCCUUCGUCUCAACUCCUGGGCCAGGAACGAUUUACCUGCGACCACUCGUUUGCUGUGCUCUGCAUAGAAGUCACAAGUCAUUCAGGUCGAAGAAGAAGAAGUUUAGACGAUGCAGAACUGAGUGAAAGGGAGUACCUAAGGCUUCUUAGUGAACUGACUCUAGCGAACAAUUUAUAGUGAUGAAUCAGACUCGCUUAGUACAAGUGAUGUGUAAAUUUGCAUAUAUGAACAACGAAUGGACCCAGUUUUCAGGGUUUUCACCAAAGUAGGUAAGGAGUUAGAUGAAUUGUUAACAUUUUAUUAUGCCAGUGGUUGGUUUAAAAAAGAUGGAUCUUUUUGUCAUUAUAGACUUGUUAAAGUUUGCAAAUAGUUAUUGAAUGUUCAGCGUAUGUUUGUGAUUGUAGAGUUUUUAUCCAUCCGACAGGUAAAUUGUAUAUUUAGAGUGGUAUUUUUAUUCAUUAAAAUACUACUAUUUCGUUUAAUACUAAAUACAAAACGUUACUGUUAACACGUUCGCUGCGGGCCACUCGCCGGUGAGUGCUCUAGUUCCUUUCUGCCACGCUGAACGCUCACCGUUGAGUGCCAGCAUCGCCUUUAUUCCAUUCAAUUUCUGUGCAGCAGCACACUGGAAAGAACGGGUAUUUUUAUGUCUUUGCUCGGAAUGGGUGCUUUAUUGUGGUGUAGGUUGGUUGUAAAUUUCCCCGUAAAAUCCCCUCCUGCCAAGCUUAGAAAUCAACUUGUUGUUCCGUACUUCUCCCUUCAAUUAGCAAUACAAUGAGACCGGCUAGUUCCAGGCAGUGCUGCUAUCUGUGAGUGUUUUAGCAAACCGUGUCAACUCUCGUUGUAGCACAGCACAUCACCCCAUGUCAUUUACUAUUCGUCAGACCGAAAUAUUUGAAAGCCAACUAUUUUGGCGGGCCGCAGCAAACGUGUUAAAAGUAGAAAUAUGAGUUUUUUUUUUAUUUUUGGUAUUUUAGUUAUUUUUUACUUGAAUAUUUUUUUAAUCAUCCGGAUUUGUUUGUAGACCAAAUAAAAACUUGCCGUGAUCAUUUCACAGGCAAGUUAGUAAACUUUUUCAAAUCAACCACUCAAUGUGCUACGGAAGAUAUACCUUUCUAUUUGAAUGUAAAAUUUAAAACAAUAUGUUUGUAUAUAACUAUACAUCCCUGUUGAUAUACCUUUCUUUAUUUAUCAAACAGAGAAUCAAAAACAAAAUUCAGAUUAAAACAUAUCCUUUGUAUUUGGUAAGGAAACCAUAUCAAUUGCCAUAUCGAUGAUCAAAUCAAGAUACGUUAUUAUCAAAUAAAGUUUGUUAUAUUAUUCAUUUUCUUGGAGACGUCAAACUGUACUAUUUUAAUUACCACUUUAGACAUACCUUACGUAAUGAUAUUUUUACUAAUAUUUUUAUUUUUAUAUAUUGUAGAUAGCUUUUAUAUUAUAACCAAACUUAAAUAAUUAGCAUAAGUUACUUUUAAAAUAAUUAAACACAAGUUUUGUUUAGUUUGCAUUAAGAAACAUCAAACAAACUUAAUUUAUUAAAAUAUUUUUAGUGAUACCAAGACAAUUUUUGAAUUUUAGCUUACAACCGUUUUAUUUAGGUGUUAUAACUACCAGUGUGCAAGGGAACGUCAAUCUUUACAAUGUACUGUUUUAAUAAACCUCUUAAAAAUGUAACAUCAAACACACUUGUGGUUUUAUUGCUAGAAAAAGUAUUUGGUCUUUGAUUAACAAUAUUUUGUGCACUCAAUAUUACAAUGAAAUGUAUUGCAACUACACCUACAUUGGCACAUUAUUAAAUAAAAAUGCUUUACUAAAAAUAGUAAAAAUUAAGGAUAUUUUGUCAGUCAUUCUAAAAAUAAAAUAUUCUUUUAUUCAUUUUUUAAACAACACAAGUUUGAUUGAAUACAACUUUUAUCCCUCGAAUUAUGUUUAACUGUCCAAUUUUAUCAACCAACAUUUUACUUAACAAUAACAAUACAAAAUGUGUUUGGAAAGUAAGAACAAAGGAUUGUAAUAUUGUGUAAGCCAUACACAGCCCCCUACUAUUUUUCAAUAUCUUUCAAAACUUCAGUAAAUAUUACUCUGAAUUUUCCCUCAUUUUGGAACCUUAUGUGAUUUUUAAAGAAAUUUCUUUCAUGUUAAAACGUUAAUCCAAAAUAUUUCAUUUGCUCAAUUGGGGAUCUUGAAACAUGACGAUAUAUGUUUUGCUAAUUGUUCAUUUGUAUUUUUACCUCUAUCUCAGUUUAACUAUCAUGUAUGCCAAUUUUUCUAGCCAUGUCGAUUUACUAAUCUACUAUAAUCUAUAAUCCCACCUCCUUAUUAGUUACCGUAACAUUAGUAUGUUUGGUUGCGAGUCUCCAGUGUACAGCUUUAUUUGUAGACUGUUAUUAUAUGAUGCUUUAGCAUUAGACCCAUUGACACGGGAAUUAUUUAUGGUUUAUCUACUGAUGUACUAUGUUACUACGUUAUGUCAUAUGCAUUUCAACUUAGUAUGUCAACAUCUAACCAAAACAAAACCUAAAAAAUAAAAAUUUGUGUCCUCUGCCUCCAAAAAGAAGCCACCAUUGAAUUAACCAAUGCUGUCGGCUUAUUUAAGGUGGGCCUUCCUGCCAGCUAAGCGACAUAUUAUUAGGCUUAAGAAGUAUUUUACAAGUAUGGGGAUCGAACCUAUGCUUGUAGGAAGACUUGAAAGCUUCACUCGCCACCAGUUUAACAAGUAUGUUUAUAUACAGUAGAGAGGGCCAAAUCUGUGAUACGAGAUGAGUUUAUCAUUGCACCAGCAACCAUGUCAAAUGGAAUUUACUGAUUUUGUUAUACACUUAUCAUGUUGCUUGUCAAUUAAAUGUAGAUUAAGCAAUAAAUUAAUAAAAAAAAUCUAAUUUAACCUCCUUUUGUCUUUUUAAACUUUUAGAAAUAAAAAUAGUUUACUGGAAAACACAAUGGGAAAACCUCUAAGGUUAUUAAAAUUUUGUUUAAAUCAUUCGAUUUUAUGUUAAGUAUAAAACUACAUUUAGUCAUAAUUUAUUAAAUUAAACGUAAGUGCUUUAAACUAGAUGUAAAUAUGUAAUUUUAUUCAAAGCUAAGAUGGUUCAAUCAGUUUGUUGGCGGGGAGACUUAAUACAUUUUUAGGCACAAAAGUUUCACAAAGUAAUAUUUUGAGAAACAACUUUUAAAAGAAUACAAUAUUUAAUUUUAAAUAUACAAGAAAUUUCUCAUAAAUCAAAUCUUAAUGGGAUUUUUUAAUGAAAGUCAUAUUAUUUUGGACCAUUUUCAACCAACAGUACUUAUAGUAUAAAAUGUACUUGAAUGUAAAAAUCAUAGUAUUUUAAUUUAUAAGUUACCGGGCCAUAAAAUGUCAGUGUUGGGUAAAAUAGUGUAUGUGAUUUCAACAGGAAUGAUAAUAACAAGCAAAGUUCCCUAUCCAAUGUAUUGUACAGAAAUCAUAUUUUGCUUGUUAUUAUUGUUUAUCAUUCUCAUUGUUGGUGUUAAUGUUAACUUUUAAAUAAGGUCUUGUAUAUAGUAGAGUUCAUUUAUGGCGAUGUAACAUUUGUUUUACUAAUCAAUUUAGUUGAAGCUUUUGUACAUAAA
Macrosteles quadrilineatus (aster leafhopper) is the source of this 6837-nucleotide messenger RNA. Its product is annotated as collagen alpha-1(XVIII) chain-like. The transcript has 28 exons. Bases 85 to 3426 code for a protein of 1113 amino acids. The record is from RefSeq and is a predicted model, not a curated record. Lineage: Eukaryota; Metazoa; Arthropoda; Insecta; Hemiptera; Cicadellidae.